This is a messenger RNA of Rhagoletis zephyria (snowberry fruit fly), 1695 nucleotides long. Its product is annotated as furin-like protease 2. Gene Ontology annotation, biological process: protein processing. NCBI's taxonomy places the organism in Eukaryota, Metazoa, Arthropoda, Insecta, Diptera, Tephritidae. The record is from RefSeq and is a predicted model, not a curated record. Gene Ontology annotation, cellular component: Golgi membrane; trans-Golgi network. Gene Ontology annotation, molecular function: serine-type endopeptidase activity.
UGUCUCCUCCCCUUUCCAGCUUCAAACCUUGGUACCUAGAGGAAUGCUCCUCCACACUCGCCACCACCUACAGCUCUGGCACGCCCGGUCACGAUAAGAGUGUCGCUACCGUCGACAUGGAUGGCCGCCUACGCCCUGAUCACAUUUGCACCGUCGAACACACCGGUACCUCGGCUUCAGCGCCACUUGCCGCCGGUAUAUGUGCACUUGCUCUGGAAGCAAAUCCCAAUCUUACCUGGCGUGACAUGCAAUACCUCGUAGUGUACACAUCGCGUCCGGGUCCUUUGGAAAAGGAAAGCGGCUGGAUUUUGAACGGCGUCAAGCGAAAGUACAGCCACAAGUUCGGUUAUGGUCUUAUGGAUGCUGGCGCUAUGGUAAGCUUGGCUGAACAGUGGACCACCGUGCCGCCACAGCACAUUUGCAAGUCGCGCGAAAACAAUGAGGAUCGCAAGAUUGAAGGCACUUACGGAUACACGCUGGCCACUCAUAUGGAUGUGAAUGGCUGUGCUGGCACCAUUAACGAAGUGCGCUAUCUGGAGCAUGUGCAGUGUCGCAUAACGUUGAGGUUUUUCCCACGCGGCAAUCUGCGCAUCUUACUCACAUCGCCCAUGGGUACUACGAGUACGCUAUUGUUCGAGCGACCGCGGGACAUUGUCAAGUCGAACUUUGAUGACUGGCCUUUCCUGAGCGUGCACUUUUGGGGCGAGAAAGCGGAGGGCCGCUGGACAUUGCAAGUUAUUAAUGGCGGACGACGGCGUGUCAAUCAACCAGGCAUACUAUCCAAGUGGCAGCUCAUCUUCUAUGGCACUGCAGUGCAACCGAUGCGCUUAAAGAGCGAUUUGAUGCAGCAGCAGAUGCGCGUUUCGGCGGGCGUCAAUCCCUACACCUAUCCAACUGAGUCGGAUUUGGGCCAGCCCACAAAUGAUGGUGGUUACUAUAAUGCCGAUCAAUUUGCCGGCUAUCUGAAUUAUCAGAAUCUUUUUACUGGUGCCGGUUCGAAUCCAGAACAAGCUGUGGCUACUGUAGACGGUCACAAUAUACCAACACCACAACGGCAAAAUGUGAUGGCCGACUCGAAUAAUAAGCUUGUGCUGCACGAUUGUGAUCCAGAAUGCGAUUCGCAGGGUUGCUAUGGCCGUGGUCCGACUCAGUGUGUGGCCUGCAAGCACUACCGCCUGGACAACACCUGUGUUAGCCGCUGCCCACCGCGCUCCUUCCCCAAUCAAGGUGGUGUAUGCUGGCCCUGCCAUGAAUCUUGUGAAACCUGUGCGGGCGCCGGACAAGACAGUUGUCUCACUUGUGCACCUGCGCAUCUGCAUGUCGUUGAUUUGGCUGUGUGUUUACAAGUCUGCCCAGAUGGAUACUAUGAAAACUAUGACAACAAAACUUGUGUACCAUGUGAGGCUAAUUGCGCUUCGUGUCAGGAUCGGCCCGACUAUUGUACCAGCUGCGAACACCAUUUAGUUAUGCACGAACAUAAAUGCUACUCUGCUUGUCCUCUACACACCUAUGAAACUGAAGAUUACAAGAUGCAAAAUUAUUGCUGUUAAAAAGGGAUCUACCCAGAUAGGAAAAUUGCCAGACAUCUGUUAGAUAUCCCUCGGACUCGAAGUCUCGAACUUACAUGGGAAAUUCUAACUUAAUUGCCGACGAUUCUGACCAAUAUAUAUCUGAAUUAUUUUGUGAUGAGUCUAA